CAUCCGCUCAGAGCACAGACGGGACAAGGAGAGCAAUUCCAGCGCUGCUUAUUUGUCAAAGCCCCCCCCCAAAAAAAAAGCCUGAAGUGAAAAUGGUAAAGUACAUGCGACAGCACAGCGAGCUGAAACUCGAAGAGGUUCUGUCGGAGUCUGAUGUGUCCAUGGACCAGCAGGAUUUCGGAGAAUUGUCCGACUAUUCUUUCAGCGACGUUUUAUACUCCAAAUGUUCCGCAAUGGACCAAAUCGGCACUUUCAUGAAGAACGUGCAAGUGCUGCUCGAUGCAGCAAAUUACAUAGAAAAUGUCGAGAAGAACAACGGAAAAUGUGAGCAUGGUUAUGCCUCAACAUAUCCUGCAACUGAAACCGCACAGCAACAGAAACAGCGUAAAUUCAAGAACAGGAAAUUGGACAAUAUUCACAAUAGGUCAGCACACAAUGAACUGGAAAAGAAUAGACGAGCACAUCUCCGCCUGUGUUUGGAGAGGUUGAAGUCCCUCAUCCCUCUGGGACCAGACUGCAGUCGGCACACCACACUAGGACUGCUCAACAAGGCCAAAGUACAUAUCAAGAAACUUGAAGAGAUGGACCGGAGGAGUCUGCACCAGCUGGAGACCUUAGAGAGGGAGCAGAGGCACCUGCAGAGGCAGCUCUCCCAGCUGCAGCCUCAUGGAGACUGGGAGAGGGUCUGCCUGGGCUCCCGCAUGGACUCUGACCGCUCAGAGUCUGACAGAGCAGAGGAGAUUGAAGUUGAUGUGGAAAGCACCGAGUUCUCCCAUGGAGAAAUGGACAGCGUUAGCACCAGUGGUGCAAGUGACCUGGAUGACCACAGCAGCCGGCAGAGCUCAGCCAGUGAUGAGGGCUACUCCACAUGCAGUCUAAAACUGGCCUUCUCUGCUUAAAGCACCAGCCUAUGCUUUCACUUCAGCUGCAGUCUUUUAUGGCUUUCACCUUUUCAAAAGUACCAGCCUACAGCUCUCACUCUCCCUUUGCAGUUUAGGUUAACCGUGUUCAGAAGAAGACACAAGACUCAAUCCCAACCUUUUACCUGACAAAUUUAACGUCUACUCCACCCUUUGAACCAGCCUUACGUUCAACUCAAGUCUAAACGUUGAAAAUGUCUCCUUCCAAAAAAAACAACCAAGGGGCUCUUCUACAUCCGUCUGAAACAUUUUACACAACCGCCUCAAAUUUAACUGGCACUAUAGUUUCCUCGUUUUCAGAGUUGACUUAACCAAUCACCUGAAUGUCCCUUAUCCGUUUAACCAGCUUGAGAUCAACCCUACCUGCACUCAAUACUGACCCCCCGUAGACAACCCAUGACCACACCAGUGUCCAACACUGGGGGAACCUCUACCCUUUUUAGUCAAGUUGAUCCUCUGAAACCAGCAAAAAAAAAAAACACUUAAAACCCAAUACCAGCUAGAAGCUCACCAUUGGGAAUGUUUGCUCCAUUUGCCUUGUAAAAACAUUGCCCCAAUUCUUAGGAUAAUAUAUCCAGACAUCACUUCUUGUCAGUGUACAAGCCAGUGGCAAGGGCUACAAUGUCUGCAUUCCAAAAUGUUUAUUCCACUCCAACAACCUCUGCUUUAGGAGCCACAACCAUCACUGACCCAUGUGGCGUCCCGUCUCUUGACUGAAAUACAGUCGUAUCCAAACAGGUGGUGUAGUCCACACUUGUUAUUCUAAUUUAUUUUUCUUAUGAUUAUAGUAUUUAUUUUUUGGUAUAUUUAAUUUCACUGUAGCUAGGUCUUGGUUUUUUUAUGUUUACCAAAUUACAUGACAUGAAAAACAAUUAACCCCCGCAGCGCUAAAGGUUUAAUGCAUUACUCAAUGUUUUUGUUUAAAGAACACAUCUUUCACACUGCGCACAAAUUCAAUUUUAUUUUGAAAGUAAUAAGCUAUCCCACACUUGUCCAAGCACAAGGCUGAAAGCAAUAAAGCGUCUAGUUUUAUCAUAUAUUUUUUAUCGUCUGCUGUGUUUAUGGCACUAUUCUGUCCGUCCAACACCAAAUCGCAGUUUGCUAGUUUUCCACUUGCUCCAGUAGUAGUAGUAUCAGUUUUAAUAUUCAGCAGUAAAAAUGACUAAUUGAUUUUUAAAAGCUAUGGUGCAUGUGUAUUGAAUGUAGCUUGUCUAAUCAUGUUGUAAUGUGCUUUGGGUUGACAAGUCUUAAGAAAUGUCUGUAGCAUGAACAACACACACUACAGAAUACUCAUUUUGGUUUAUACUUCAAUGUUUACUACUGUAUAUUUUAUGUAUUGUAGCAGAAACAGAACAAGUUCAAAUCCUUGAAAUUUGGAGACUUUAACCCAUUAAUAAUUCAAUGUAUAUUUGACACAGAAUUGCACUGCUGACCUGUUAGAAUCCAUGAAACCAAAUAAGGCAUUUCAAUAUGACCAUUUAUCUGCAUUUUGUUUUGGUCCAAGUCCUAAGGAGAUCACCACCAAAUUGUGUCUUAACAUGGGUAUUGCACAAAGUUCCUUGUUACAGGUCUUUUUCCCCCCCCCCCAACCUGUUUGGGAAACUAUAAAAUGCACUAUGAAAAAGACUUUUGUUAAGGACAUGUCAAAGCACACCCCAGAAUGUUUUCUCUCGUGCUUAAUCAGCCAUCCAAUGUGACCUUUUGCAAAACAUGCUGCUGGUCCCCUGCUAGUACGAUGUUACCUGAUAACUGUCCCUGGAAUCUUAAUAAACCUGUACCACCCAGACAUAAA
This is a messenger RNA of Cottoperca gobio, 2712 nucleotides long. RefSeq names its product max-interacting protein 1-like. The transcript has 6 exons. The coding region runs from base 93 to 899 and encodes 268 amino acids. The record is from RefSeq and is a predicted model, not a curated record. Gene Ontology annotation, molecular function: DNA-binding transcription factor activity, RNA polymerase II-specific; RNA polymerase II cis-regulatory region sequence-specific DNA binding; protein dimerization activity. Lineage: Eukaryota; Metazoa; Chordata; Actinopteri; Perciformes; Bovichtidae. Gene Ontology annotation, biological process: regulation of transcription by RNA polymerase II.